Molecule: messenger RNA, 3245 nt
Organism: Rattus rattus (black rat)
Lineage: Eukaryota; Metazoa; Chordata; Mammalia; Rodentia; Muridae
Gene: Rundc1
Product: RUN domain containing 1
Exons: 6
Coding region: 8-1888 (626 amino acids)
Source: RefSeq, a predicted model, not a curated record
GCAACUGAUGUGCGGUGGCGUUUCCGGGAAGAUGGCGACGGUGGAAGUGGCUACGGAGCUGGGAACAGUAGUGACUGCUGUCGGGCCUAAGGCGAAGGACGAGGAAGAAGAAGAAGACGAGGAGGAGUCGCUGCCACCAUGCGAGACUGUGCGCUGGGCUCCCGUGGGGGCAGUUGCCGAGGCCGGUCCUGGGGCGGCGACGUUCUCGGAGGAGGCGGCAGCCGAAGAGCCUGGAGCGGCUCCGGGCUCUCCUCCCGACGCGACUGUCCGCACGCUGAGGCGGUUGCAAGCCGAGCGGCGGCAGCUGGAUUCGGCCCUGCUCGCGCUGUCCUCGCACUUCGCGCAAGUUCAGUUCCGCCUGCGCCAGGUAGUGCGGGGGGCGCCGGCGGAGCAGCAACGUCUCCUGCGCGAGCUCGAAGACUUUGCCUUCCGCGGCUGUCCUCACGUCCUAGGUUAUGAGGGGCUGGAAGACCCUUGUGGCAGUGAAGAAAGCGAUGUGCUGCCGGGGGACCGGCCACGGGUGCGCGGCGAGGUCCAGGGCUUGAGUGAACAGGAAAAACGGGAGCGCCUGGAAACUCAGAGGGAGAAGCAGAAAGAAUUGAUUCUGCAGCUCAAGACCCAGCUUGAUGACCUGGAAACCUUUGCUUAUCAGGAGGGUAGUUAUGACUCCUUGCCACAGUCCGUGGUCUUGGAAAGACAGCGGGUGAUCAUCGAUGAGUUAAUAAAGAAACUGGACAUGAAUCUGAAUGAGGACAUCAGUUCCCUGUCCACCGAGGAGCUUCGACAACGUGUGGAUGCAGCGGUGGCUCAGAUUGUCAACCCAGCUCGGGUGAAAGAGCAGUUGGUGGAACAGCUGAAAACCCAGAUCCGGGACCUGGAGAUGUUCAUCAGCUUCAUCCAAGAUGAAGUGGGAAGCCCUCUGCAGACAGGAGGACACUGUGAGUGCAAGACCAGCGGGAAGGCAGGAAUCAGUUCCACCAGAGCAGGCAGCAGCACACUGCCCCCAGGGCCUGACAAAGCAGCAAAGGCAGAAGACACGAAGCGGGUCCGGGAGACAGGGCUGCACCUGAUGCGGCGAGCGCUGGCUGUGUUCCAGAUCUUCGCUGUUAGCCAGUUGGGCUGUGCCACCGGCCAGAUCCCUCAAACCCUGUGGCAGAGGGGCCAGGCAGACAGAGACUACUCCCCAUUACUGAAAAGACUGGAAGUAUCCGUUGACAGAGUAAAGCAACUAGCCCUGAGACAUCAGCCACAUGACCAUGUCAUCACCUCGGCCAACCUCCAGGACCUCUCUCUGGGAGGCAGAGAUGAGCUGACCAUGGCUGUGCGGAAGGAGCUGACAGUGGCUGUGAGGGACCUGCUGGCCCAUGGACUAUAUGCUUCCUCCUCUGGGAUGAGCCUUGUCAUGGCCCCCAUUGCUUGUUUGUUGCCAGCUUUCUCCUCGGCCCCUGAGACCAUGCACCCCUGGGAGCUCUUUGUAAAGUACUAUCAUGCCAAGAAUGGCCGUGCAUAUGUGGAAUCCCCAGCCCGGAAGCUCUCACAGUCCUUCGCUCUGCCUAUAAUGGGUGAUGCUGCUGUGACCCCCAAACAGAGCCUUCUGACAGCCAUCCACCUGGUGCUGACAGAGCAUGACCCUUUCAAGCGCAGCGCUGACUCGGAACUGAAGGCGUUGGUAUGCAUGGCACUGAACGAGCAGCGCCUGGUGUCCUGGGUAAACCUCAUCUGCAAGUCAGGGUCCCUCAUCGAGCCCCAUUACCAGCCCUGGAGCUACAUGGCCCACACAGGUUUUGAGAGCGCCCUCAACCUGCUCAGCCGCCUCAGCAGCCUCAAGUUCAGCCUUCCUGUCGACUUGGCCGUGCGCCAGCUCAAAAAUAUCAAAGAUGCCUUUUGAUGAGAAGGCCUAACCUUAGCCCCCACACACCUUGCUCUGGAGAAGUAGAUGUCCUAGAAUUGUAGAUUAAAAGCUAGGGAGUCAGAGGAAUGGUUAGAGACAGUUUCUUAGACCCUUUCUAGACCCUUCAGGUGGUCAGCUAAUGGUAGCAAAGCCUACUUUUCUCUUUGAAGUUUAGAAAGAUGUGACAGAGAGUCCCAGCAAAAAUAGUGCUGGGGCCUGAGAGAAGGUUCGCCAGGUAAAGAUGCUGCUGUCACACCUGGCAAUCUGAGUGGUACAGGGAGAGCAGAGCUCCCACUAACUAUCCUCUUACCUCCACACAUGAACUGGAACAUGUCAAUUCCUGCCCAAACACAAGUAAGUGUAAUAAUAAAAUCCAAAAAAUAACAGUAUCAGGACUAGAGAUGUAGCUCAGUGGUACGGUGUGUGCAAUGCAUGCACAGCCAGUGCUGAGGAUGCUAAAAGCAACAGAAGAAGCUGACCCGAGCCCACCACAGUGUGCCUGGCCCACUGUUGGAGCCUGCGGUAACAAAAUCAGUUACCACACAGCUAAUGCCCAACUCACCGUGCCAUGUCUGAUUUUUAGAAAAUGCAGGUUCGCCCUUCUCUUCACCGCAGCCACAAGACACUGACCUUGAGGCUCCUGCUAGGAAGAGUCUUUAUCAGAGCAGCUUUGAGGGCGCUAGGGCCAGCACUGUAAUUCCAGUUAUGAAUUCUGAUUCCCCUUUGUUCUGAGGGAGUUAUGAGAAGGAGGUCUCCCUGCUGAGGUGAUCUCACACUCAGUCAGCACUCCUCUCAUUAUAAAGAAAGACAGCUGAUGUCCUUCCUGUGCUGUUUCGGGAAAGUCACUUUCUUCUGUGGGCCUCUCAUGACUGACAGUCUCAGAAGUGAAAGCGUUCAGAGGAAUUCCUGUCUGUCAGGAGCGCACAGCACUCACGGUGAUGAGUUCCACUCAUUGGUGCAACUUGUCCUGGAGACUGGAGGUUUGAUCUCGCAGUGUGCACAGUGGCAGGGCCUGCAUGACUGUGGAGGUGACUCCCUCAUCAUUCAGCUUGCAGAGGGCACUUGCUCCAGGACUCAGUGAAGAUGGGUGAACCAAACUGCCCCCUGUACUUUGUUCCCGUGAAGUGCCCUUUGCCUUGUUUCAGCAAUGUGUCACUUGAGAGGCAUCAUGGACACUUAGUGUUUCCCAGGGUUUGGGCUCGGAAUGCGGCUCUGUGGUAGAGUGCUUGCCUGGUAAAUCCUUAGCACCAACCCCAGGAGACAAAAGAUAAUUGUAAAAUAUCAUGAAUAAUGAUAUAUCUGUGAUUGCUAAUAAAGUUUCAGUAUUUUGGGUAGCUUCUCUGCAAAGCCCAUA